AGGAACUUGCAAUCUUGCGACGGCAGGCGAUAGCCUCAGACUGGGCGCGCAUGUCGUUGUUGAGUAAAUAAAUACUAUUCUUGAUAGCCUAUACAUAACUAACCAUUUAGUUGGAUGUCGUAGUUGCGAACUGUUUGUUGAGGAUCGUAUCAUAUUUUAUAUUAAAUCAGAGAAAUUAGCAGCAGUCCAUUUGAGCCAAAAACCGGAUGCUGACAGCUAUUCGGCCCAUGUUGGACAAGUCUGUGGAAUUGCUGUCUGCUCCCAGUCACACCCUUGUGUGUUACUGGACACUGCUGGGUUGUUGUCUCUUGAGUGAUAAGUCGUUUUUUCAUAUUCACAGUUAAUAAUUCGUUGUUACGUAGUGGCGACAUGCCUGCAUUUGGUAUAGAUCUUCUGAUUCGGGUGUGAAGGGAACGUUUGGACGGGAUAUGACUGACUCAUCGUCACCAUGGCCCGGUCCGGUCAGAGGAGAUAACACUUGACCCUCUGUGUGCUGCUCUGCCUCCCAGACAAGUUACUCCCUAGCAAGGAAAGUUGUUUUGGUUCAAAGUAUUUUCAACGAUAUUCAUAAUUCCAUCCAACGUGGGACAAUGGCUUCUCAGAUGUACACUUUUGUUACCCGGGACGACAACAGCACCAUUUAUGCAGAAGUUUCCAAAAUCCUCCUUUCUACUGGGCAGUGGAAGAGGCUGAAAAGAGAUAACCCCAGAUUCAAUUUGAUGCUUGGAGAACGGAAUCGACUACCAUAUGGGCGUCUAGGUCAUGAACCAGGACUGGUACAGCUGGUCAAUUACUACAGAGGGGCAGACAAGCUUUGCAGGAAGGCGUCUUUGGUCAAGCUAAUAAAGACCAGCCCAGAGCUCUCUGAUGCAUCUAACUGGUUCCCGGAAUCCUACAUCAUCUAUCCCACCAACCUCAACACUCCUGUGGCUCCUGCGACAAAUGGCCUCAGCCAUCUGAAGAGCAAUCCCAAGACGGAUGAGCGAGAAGUUUUCUUGGCAUCUUAUCAUUCCAAAAAAGAAAGUGGAGAGGGGACUGUGUGGAUAGCCAAGUCAUCUGCUGGAGCUAAAGGUGCUGGUAUUCUGAUAUCGCACGAUGCAAACCAACUACUGCAGUACAUUGACAAUCAAGGACAGGUUCAUGUUAUUCAGAAGUACCUGGAGAAACCUUUACUUCUGCAGCCUGGACAUCGCAAGUUUGACAUCAGGAGCUGGGUCCUUGUGGACCACCAUUACAACAUCUAUUUGUAUCGGGAGGGCGUGCUGCGGACUUCCUCUGAGCCGUACAACAGCUCCGACCUCCAAGACAUGACCAGCCACCUGACCAACCACUGCAUCCAGAAGGAGCACUCCCAGAACUACGGUCGCUAUGAGGAAGGCAACGAGAUGUUCUUUGACGAGUUUCGUCUGUACCUGCUCAACACUCACAGUGUCACCCUGGAGUCCACCAUAUUACCUCAGAUCAAGCAAAUCAUCAAGAGCUGUCUGUCAUGCAUUGAACCAGCGAUCAGCACCAAGCAUCUUUCCUACCAGAGCUUCCAGCUGUUUGGAUUCGACUUCAUGGUGGACGUGAACUUCAAAGUGUGGCUCAUUGAGAUCAACGGAGCACCAGCCUGUGCACAGAAGCUGUACCCUGAGCUGUGUCAAGGCAUUGUGGAUGUAGCCAUUUCCAGUGUCUUUACCCUGAACAAUAGUGGUGACUGUUCGUCUUCGCCUUAUUCUUCCUCUCCAUCCUCCCUGUUCUCGACCAACGCUUGCUCCUCACCUAAACUGAGAGGGCCGCUUCACAUUGGCCCUUUUACUCGACUUUAAGCACAAGGCCAAUCACCCUCCCUUGUCCUCUCUGCUGAAGGAGAAGCAAAGGCCAUCAAAUUGUAAUGUCAGCAUUUAUUGUCCCUCGUCUUUCACGCAUGUGUGCAUUCGAUCUGCAGAUGGCGUACUCUUUGUUGAUUUGAAAAGCAAAACAAAAUGAAAAGGUACCAACCAUUCUGUGAAUGUCCUUUACAGCCAAGAAUUCUUACUUUGCCCCCCCCGACAGAUAGUUAGGAGUCUUGAGAAAGUGUAGAUGCUCAAGAUUAAACUUGUGCCUUACAUCUCCAGCCAUGAAACUGCCAACGUAACAACCAGCCAAUUUCUGUGUUGGGAGGUGCACGUUGGCAAUACAUUCAGCAGAGGGAGCUAGUGAGCAAGGAGGAGAUCCAGGUUACUGCAACUUUAUACAGUGAACUACUCACACUGGUUCCAGUUA
Hippocampus comes (tiger tail seahorse) is the source of this 2247-nucleotide messenger RNA. It is a transcript of the gene ttl, whose product is annotated as tubulin tyrosine ligase. NCBI's taxonomy places the organism in Eukaryota, Metazoa, Chordata, Actinopteri, Syngnathiformes, Syngnathidae. Gene Ontology annotation, cellular component: spindle microtubule. The record is from RefSeq and is a predicted model, not a curated record. The transcript has 7 exons. Bases 591 to 1811 code for a protein of 406 amino acids. Gene Ontology annotation, biological process: microtubule cytoskeleton organization; protein modification process. Gene Ontology annotation, molecular function: tubulin-tyrosine ligase activity.